Messenger RNA from Biomphalaria glabrata, 834 nucleotides. RefSeq lists its product as uncharacterized. The record is from RefSeq and is a predicted model, not a curated record. Bases 12 to 692 code for a protein of 226 amino acids. NCBI's taxonomy places the organism in Eukaryota, Metazoa, Mollusca, Gastropoda, Planorbidae. The transcript has 3 exons.
UUAGGAAAGAAAUGUUUCAUUUUAUUCACCUUGUGCGAUUUUUGGCAGAUCUAAAUAAACUCCAAAGUGGCAUGAUUGCUCCAUUUUUAAUUGACAUGGAACUUUUCCAUCUUGUCGUGGAAGACCUAUUUAUGUACUAUAGAUCCAAAUCACUGAACCUGGGAUUAAAUCGCGGUGCAACGGAUUUAAAACUUAUCUACAACUUUGUGGCUUCUUUGCAUGCAUGUUGCAUCGAGGCAGCCCUUGAUCGCUACAGCUUGCAUAAUAUAUACAGAGUCAAGACGUUACACAGGUACCUUACAGAACAUGAUGUUGUAUCAGCCAGAGAUUUUUCUUUUAUUCGUGGAGCAGAUGGAUCCCUUCAGAUGCCAGUUAUGCCUGGCCUAUAUAACGUCCUCAGAAAUUGUCUCUUAGAUCUCAUGGCUAUACAACAUCACAAGGACCGCAUCUGUCAGGUGGCUGACAAGGCAAUAAACAAUGUCCCACUGGACAGUGAUGAGGAGACUAUACUUCAGGACACACUCAAUGAGUUAGAGACACGUGAAGAAUGUGUCGUCUUAUUUUAUAGAACAGAAUUCAGCCAGGAAGACAAGGAUCUGUUUCAAAGGUUUUUGCAAUUCAUGGACCUGAAUGAGCGGCUGGAGUACAUCACAGAAGGAAUCAACACGCUCUUAUGGCAUGCUACGGAAUGAGAGCUCCCUUGGCAGAGGCACCAACUGAUAGUGUUACAAUUAUUUCAGUUAUAUGUUAGUGCAAGGUUUGUGUCAAUAACAUUCUAGUAUGUCACUUUAGACAUUAUUUAUUAUAUGAAUUUAAAACAAUUUUGUAAUGAUU